Argentina anserina (silverweed cinquefoil) is the source of this 2376-nucleotide messenger RNA. RefSeq lists its product as uncharacterized. Gene Ontology annotation, biological process: intracellular monoatomic cation homeostasis. The transcript is spliced from 14 exons. NCBI's taxonomy places the organism in Eukaryota, Viridiplantae, Streptophyta, Magnoliopsida, Rosales, Rosaceae. Bases 184 to 2220 code for a protein of 678 amino acids. Gene Ontology annotation, cellular component: mitochondrial inner membrane. The record is from RefSeq and is a predicted model, not a curated record.
CAGCUGGCGGGAGAUGAACUCUAGGAUGCAAAAUAUAGAAUGAUAACUGAAUAGGAAAACGUUCUCUUUUAAUAUUGGUUUCUACCUGCACUCUUAGUUGCUUCGAUGACUACGAUGAAAGCCUGGCCAUUUAUAACUUACAUGGCUUAGUGUCCCUUCCCUUUUCUCUUUUUCCGGUUCUCUAUGGCUUCCCAUUUGUCUCAGCUUCAUAUCUUUCACCAAUCCAGGUCUGUUAGACCAGAAAACAGACAAUCAAGUACAAGCAAUCUGUAUCAACCAACAAGAUCCAGUACAAAGAAACAAGGAACUUAUGGCUUUCCAAAGAAAAGUCUCUUGUGUAGCUUAUUUUAUACAUGUUACCCUUCGUCAUGGUGGUCUUCAUCCAGAAUAUUAUCAUCUAUAGUUUGUAAAGCUUAUUCCGGUGAAGCAAAGAUUGAGAAUGGCGCUGCUGUGGCUGAAAUCCAUGACCGUGAAGUUGAAUUUAAUCGGGUCAAUUGCCUUGUGUGGGUGCUGCAUGAAUCUGCGAGGAGCUUCUCUCUUGCAAUUGAAUCGCUAGAAUUGACAGGAAGUAGUUCUGGGGUAGCAAUGGCAUGGUCUGGGAAGGAUAUUCAUGCAUGGCAUAGACGGCUUUCGUAUCAGGUGGCGCUUUAUGCGUUGUUGAAAACUGCAAUUGAAGUAGAAACUUUGCUAUCUAGUCAACGUCAUUACAGUGAUUCUUCUCCAGUUAGUGAUAUCUUAACUGGAAAUAUCAAUUUAGUUGGUGAACACAUUGAGCGUCAAUUGAACAUGAGGCACUCAGAAUUAGUAGAAUGGUUUAGAGUUGUGGAAUUUCCACGGAUUGCAGGAUUUUUCAUUCCUUUGCUAAGACAGUGGUCUAUGGAGUAUGCAGGAAGUGGUGUGGCAGGUAUAGUUGUGGCUAUCAGCUGCUGCGCUGCAGUGGCCAAAUUGGGUCCUGAGCGUGUAAAUUGUUCUUUAUUUGCAUUUUCUGUUAAGGAUGUAAUGGUAGAGCUCAUGGAUCUCUCACACAGUCUUGUAUCGGUGGAAAGAUUACAUCCCUUGGCCAUUGAGGCAGGAUUUGAAUUGGAUUUUCUGUCCCACUUUGGUAGAAAGGUUCUGCUAAGCAGCAAAGGGGAAGAGGUAGAAUUUUGGAUUGGGUUGGCUUAUGGAAAACUUUCAUCAGCAUUUCACAACGAAUGUACAAUUCCAGGCAAGCAGAAGCUUCUUGACAAGGUUCAAGCAGAUACUUUGGCUACAUUGGGACUUUUUGCGUAUCUCGGAAGAAAGACGAGAUUAUUCUUGUCAACAAUGGGCAUAAACAAUACUGACGAGCUACUUAAGGACUUCCUUAGCUACUUGGAGUGUGGUAGCAUUUUCAUCUAUCCAGAGUUUUCUUCCAUAACAGUGUAUCAGCACUUCAUGGAGGUAGUAACUGAUGAAAUUGGAUGGCUUGAUUUUUACGCUGCAUGUCCUCCAAAAACUAUUCAAGAGAGACGAAAAACCAAAUUGCAUGCGAUUCAGGCAGAGAAAGAGAUUGCUCUAUCCGCUGUAUUUACUGUAUGCUAUGAUGUCUACUCUGGAUUUGCUCACUUUAGUCGCGCAACUCAACUGUCUUUGGAUAAAGGUUUGCUAGAAUUCUUGCUUCAGAGUCAGAGCUUGCUUACUGUUUGUUUGGAAGACUACUGGUCUGCUUAUGAUAAAUCAAGCAGUGAUUGGUCAAAGAUUACAGACACUGGUCGUCUCUCAACCAAGGCUCCAUACUUGCCAGGGAAUGAAUCCAUAACGUCACUGGAGGAGGGAAGUGCCAGAAAACAAAGACAUCUCCAUCGCAUAUUAAUUAAAAAGUAUAGCGAUCAUUUGGUAGCUGCAAGCUCUGAUGUAUGGAUGGGUACGCACUUACUUGUCAUAGACCUCAUGAAUGCUUUCGAGCUGCUCCUGAAACAAUUGCGUGGCCACAAGGUUUCAAGGAGGGAAAGAAAUAAGUUACAAAGGACAUUAAAUGACAUUACUUCACUUAUUCCUGUUACAAUCCUAAUGCUACUUCCUGUAUCUGCUGCAGGUCAUGCCCUCAUGUUUACUGCAAUCAACAAGUACAUACCAGACUUGAUCCCUUCUCCGUAUACUGCCGAGCGGCUUGAUGUUGUCAAACAACUGACGAGAACCAAGAAGAUGGAAGUUAGGACAAGAAACAACCUUGAACAUCCACCCUCUAGAAUAAAAUAAGUGAUUCUUGGUCUCGUCUGCCUCUCUAUUAGCGUAGUUAAUGUUGCAUUAAGAACCUGCUAGCUCUCUAGUUGCACCCUGUCAGAAAACGUCAUAUUGUGCAGCUAGUCUUUGUAAAAAGUUAUAUGAAUAAAUAUGUAUAAUGUGAGGGCAUUC